Messenger RNA from Mizuhopecten yessoensis (Yesso scallop), 2580 nucleotides. RefSeq lists its product as uncharacterized. The coding region runs from base 1301 to 2320 and encodes 339 amino acids. The transcript has 2 exons. NCBI's taxonomy places the organism in Eukaryota, Metazoa, Mollusca, Bivalvia, Pectinida, Pectinidae. The record is from RefSeq and is a predicted model, not a curated record. Gene Ontology annotation, biological process: DNA recombination; DNA integration. Gene Ontology annotation, molecular function: DNA binding.
CACACACACACACCCAAACACACACACACACACACACACACACACACACACCACACAUCUACAUACAUAAUUAGGAGAGUGAUAACGAAAUACUUGAACACAUUAUAAUACAAGCGUACAUGCAUACAUAAUCAGUAAUACUUCAAUACUAAAUUACUAAAUACUAAAGACUACAAUUAUAAAUACUAAAUACUUGAACACAUUAAGGGUUUUCACGUUUCCUCGUAGCAUAAUAUAGGUAUUUCCCAGUGUUACAUAGUUCUUUGACAUUAUUUACACUCAAUUUUUUUUAUUAAUUUGAACACACUUGGAUUUCUGUAGUAAAACUCUUUUAUAUAUCUAACCCUUAACUCUUUAUAAUAUGAACACUUCAAUAUGAAAUGAAAUUCAUCCUCUACAUCACCGUCAUUACAUCUGUUACACAAUCUAUUUUUUCUACCAAUUUUUCUACGACGUCCAGUCUCUAUAUUAAGAUAAUGCACAGAUAAUCUAAACCUAGUAAUCAUGUUUAUAUUUUCUUCAAUAGGCUUACAUAAAUAAUAUUGUAUACCAAAAUUAUCAGCAAGAUAUUGGUACAAAAAUCCUUUAGAUGAGAUUUUAAUUCUACUAAGCAUAUUUUGUUUAUUUACGUCUUAUAAUCUUUGUUUUAUUACAUUAUAUGCAGCAGAUACAGGUAAAUCAUUUUCAAACAUUUAAAAUUUUCUUACAAAAUGCUAAAUGUACCUUCUCUAUAUCAUAUGCAUUAUGGAAUCCCCAUAUUACUGAUGCAUAGCCAAGGAUACUACUAAUAUAUGUAUCAAAGACAGAACAACGCGUUUCUAUAUUUAAAGAAUAGUUUCUUACAGAAGACAUUAGUGAAAAUAAAGCCUUUCUACCCUGGUCUGCUGAAUGUUUCUUUAGUUUUUACCAUUAUAUUUCAUCAGAACACAUAAAUACUUAAACUCGUCAACAACUUGCAGUGGUUUUUUUAUCAUUUGUCCACCGUUCGUUGUUUUUUUAAAUUUCCACCGUUUCUAAAGCGGAGGCAACACGGGGAACGUCGAUCUUUUUCGAGGCUUUCAAAGUACUGGAGAAAUGGGAGAGUUCCCUUUCUACGCCCAAAGAGGAGCGGUUAACGGAAGUAUGCCUGGAGCGCCCGGGGGUUUCCAUCCCUCCUCAGCAGGACCGGUCAACAAACAAAACUCGACCUGUUUCUACUGCUACGGGGCCGGACACUGGGCAAGCAACUGCCCGAGGAGAGUCAGAACCACCCCAACCCACACCCAGAGUGUCCCCGCAAUCAAACAAUGAAGAUCAGAAGAUGAACACUGUGUUAUUAGGGCCAGUUUGGUCAGAGGUUGAGGAUAUGAAAGGCCAUCCUUUGCUUUGUGAAGCAGCAUCUAAAUUGGAAUCUGUGUUAAAGGCCAGCCAUGCUUCUUCUACAGACAAGCAAUACUGUUCGAAUUUCGCUAAAUUUAAAGAUUGGUGUCGUAUUACAGGCCUGGGAUAUCUGCCCUCUAGAAGUAGUACAGUAGCCGUAUAUUUGUCUUAUUUGGUUCAACAGUCAGUCUCGGUAUCUACCCUUAAUUCACAUUUCUAUAGCAUAAAGUGGCAACAUGAUUUCGCAGAUUUGCCUAAUCCAUGUACAGACAAGUUUGUUUUAAAAUCUUUAGAAGGAGCUAAACGUAUUCUUUCUAAGCCUAUUUUUAAAAAAUCUCCCAUUUCUGUGGAACAUAUAGAGUCCAUUUUUAGAAAGUACGGAAACUCGGAAAACGUUAAGGAUUUACGGUUAUGCACUUUGUGCAUUUUAGGAUUUGCAGGGUUUUUCAGAUUCAGUGAACUAGUCGAUUUAAAAAUGUCAAAUUGCGUUUUGAAAAGUUCACACCUUGAAAUUACACUUGUUCAUAGCAAAACAGAUGUCUAUCGUCAAGGCAACGUUGUGGUGAUUGCGAAAACAGGGAAGAAAACUUGUCCAGUUGCUUGUUUUGUGAAAUACAUUACAGCUGCCGGGUUAAGUUUUGGUGCAGAUUCAUACAUUUUCAGAGCUGUUUCCUUUUGUAAAUCUACAGGAACAUAUAAGUUAUGUAGUCGAAAUCAAGCUCUUUCUUACACUAGAGUUAGAGAGAUUUUUCUGGGCGCAAUUUCGGAAAUUGGACUAAAAAAGUCAGAAUUUGGUCUACAUAGCUUGAGGGCUGGUGGCGCCACUAUAGCCGCUAACAAUGGCAUUUCAGAGAGAUUAUUUAAAGCACAUGGCAGAUGGGCCAGCGAGAAAGCAAAGGAUGGUUAUGUUUUGGAUGAUCUUGAUCAUAAAAUUUCUGUUUCCGCUAAUCUUGGCAUUUAAAAUUUUAUUCCUUUGAUGUUCGAAAUAUUGCUGUACACGAAUCUCGCAGGCUAUUAAAUUGUAAAAACAAUUGUUUGGUUUAUGUUAUUAUUGCUAAAUAGAUACGAAAUGAUUUAUGUACGGAUGAGGAACGAAGGAGAACAUAAAUGAAUUUCGUUUCGUUUGUAGUGUAGUUCUUAAAUUCGUGCUACAGGUGUAGUGUAGCACUUCGCACGUGCAUUUAGUGUGUAUUAGCAUUCGACGAGAUCGUUCACAGCAGU